Pogonomyrmex barbatus (red harvester ant) is the source of this 3308-nucleotide messenger RNA. RefSeq lists its product as uncharacterized. The record is from RefSeq and is a predicted model, not a curated record. Lineage: Eukaryota; Metazoa; Arthropoda; Insecta; Hymenoptera; Formicidae.
GUCUGGUAUGUGGAAUCUUCUUCGGUUAGUAGCUCGCCAUGUUUUUUACUGAGUGGGGUGUGUAGAAGAGGCCGGGGUGAAAAAUCAUCUCUCGAGGCAUGCAGUGUCAAAAUGGGAAGGAGACUAUACUUGUUAUCCUUCACUAAGACCUGCCAGCCUCAUUUCAAUGAUAUAUCCACCACUCAUGCCCAAGAAUUAAAGAAUUUUUAAACAAGAUUAUUGAAAUUCUAAGAAACAUUAACAAUCUUUCUCGGGGCAAUUAAGUAACUUAAUGCGAAAAAUUCAAAAUAAGAACUGCGGGAAAACGUUUGAUAAGUUCGUUGAUUAAUCCAAACGAUAUAGUGGUGGAUCCCAUAAAAUUGAAACAUUUAACGACAAUAAUAAAAUACCUAAAUACUGUACAUAGGAGAGAUGAUCACCCUGGAGAUAGUGAAGUUGGUUAGAGUUCCUGGGUUUAGGAGGAGAUUUAUUAAGAGGGAAUGAGGAACCCAGCCUUGCAUUUGGUCGGGAUAGCGACGUCCCCUGGAGGAGGUGAAGUCUUUGGGUCGAGGGCCGAGGAGGAGUUGCGCCAGUGGCUUGAGGCACGCCUGGACGCAUUGGGAAUUGACCCAGUUGCGUACUCGCGAUUUGUACUCAGCCUAUUGCGCCGCCCCGACUCGGCCCUAAGUCCUCCAGAAGAGGCAACUGAACUAGGUAGAGGCACAGGACGUCGCAUACGUGCCCGACCUAAAGCAAAGCUGCCAACGCAUGGUGAUAGGGAACAACGACGAACUGUUGUGCAAUGUCUGACAAGUGCUGCUGAUGACAAAUAUGGAGUAGACGCUCUAGUUGAUGAACUGUGCAUAAAACUGAAAGAAUUAGAAGGAGGAAACUCAUAUAAUGAAAGAGAAGAAUCCAAGAAAUCGAAUGAUGAGCCCAAAACAAAUUUAGAAGCUCUCACACCUCGCGAUAGAACUCUUAGAUAUUACGCAGCAUUUCCAGCCUUGCAAUCUGCAUCUGUCAAGAAAUCUCCUGCACAGAAAAAUAAAAACUUUGCCAAUAGCAAUAACAACAAAAACUACGAAAUUAAUUUGCACAAUAAUAAAAAUAACAGCGCUCGUAAUAAAAAGACUAAAAUGUCUAUCAGUAUCGAAUCACAAAGAUCAGAAGAUAAAGAAAGUUUUGGAUUUGCUAAAUCAAUGGAACGGGAAAGGGAAAAUGAACUCGAUCAAUUAAGAUUAGCGCAAUUAAAGGCGAAGUUUGAGAGCUUAGAGGCACUUUGGAAUUCAGUACCAGGCAAUGCACAUGAUACAGCUUCGAUAUGGGCAGCUCCCACACUUUCCAUUCCUUCUGGACCUCUUUGGCCCACAGACACUACCAAGACAAUCUUCACCUUACCCACUUCAGAUAAUGGUUAUGCUACUAACACACCAAAUCAAGAAUCAAUUGUUGACGAAUCACCGCUUAUUCCAUGGGAUAUUGAUCUAAUCAGCAUCGAAGAUAACGCAGAUGAAUGUAGCAAUAAAGAUAAAACAGAAUAUAAUAUAAAUUGGAUGGAUUCGGUUACGGAUGGACCCUGGUGCUGGAGAGGAAUUGACAGUAACUUAUCUACAAGUUUGUAUUGUCACAACUCUCAGACAGGUGGCUGCUUCUUUCCGGUAGCAUCAAGCAAAACUCCGCUUGGAGCUCACAAAGAAUCUCGUUCGAGUCUGAAGGUAAACAGCCUUCCAGAACCAGACGAGGAUCUAUUGACUUCCGCACGUACUCACUUUCGUCCGAUAAAGGACGAUGGUCACUGGGCAGACGGGACAACGUUUCCUGUGAAUAACACAGUAGAACGCGUUGCUUAUCGCAGAUCUGAGUCAGGAAAUUUACUGUACCUUCCUGGCGGAGAAAGCCCUUAUAUGGAGUAUCGGGAGAAUGACGCGGUGACAUUGCCCGCGUCUACGAAUUUAACGCUGAAGUUCCGGGUACGUCAGUGUGACAAAAGCGUCCAAACUGAGCCUGUGCGAUCUCCGGUCAAACGUCGCAUUCUCUCCGAACAAGAUCAUUUUCGCUAUUCUCCGGUCGGAGCUGAAGAUGCCGUUUUACAAGAGCAAGAAAAUAUCGAAAAAGAUUCUUUUGCUUUGGAUCAACUUGGCUGGGUACAAUCGAGUGUACCUCUGCACAAUGAUAGAAAAAGAAGACACAGUAGCAGCUUCGGAUGCCAGCCACUGACAACUUUGCGUCCGUUGACCUUGUGAACUGGAUAAUAUGUAAGCUGCUAAAUAAUAUAUGACUGGAGAUUUGAAGUUUAGCUAUACUUUUUUUUCGCAAGAUAAAAAAAGCGAAUGAUAGGAUUGUGAAUGGGGAUCCUCUUGGCAUGUGGAAUUUGUUAUGCAUGUAUCCAAGAAGGCACGAGUAAACCCCAUCGUCACUCGUAAUAAGCAACAUGCAAUCGAAACAAAGCAAAACACAAGAAUAUUAACUAUUCAUUUAGAUAAUUAACAUUAACCCUUUGAUGAGAAAGAAAGAGAGAAAGAGAAUAAAGAAGAAAGGGACAAAAUAAGAAAAAAAAGAAGUGUAUAUGUUACAUACAGCGUUUCACGUUGCGAAAACGUUGAAAAUGUAGUCCAUGCUAUUUCAGUUGUAGGUUGUUGAUUACUUUGUGAUUUUUUUGAGGAGAGAGUUUAGUACGCUGAUUUUUGUAGAAAAUUAUAGCAAGCAAUUUUGUUUCUCACCCGACGUGCAGGAUAGGUAUUUACUUAUCUAAUUCUUAUCGAAAAGAAAAAAACGAAAGUUACGAAUUGGAAACAAAUUCAGUUGAGUACUUAUUUUAAACGCUGCACGAUUGCAAAUCGGGUAUUUAAUUAAAAGUGCUGUUCUAUUUUCUUGUUGUUUUUCGUAAUUAUUAAUGGAUUAUCUUAAUUGUAUUCCCCCUAUAAUUAUGUUUUAACUCCCUAGAAGAUUAAUUCCUCCUCCAACCUUUUUCCUUUUCCCAUAUUCCAAAUUUCCUUGUAUCCAUUGCUUUCCCAUGUGCUCACCUUAAAGAAAUCGAAUAACUGAGAACAUACGUGUAAAAAAAAAAACGUGUAAUUUGAAAACACGCGCUUACCUUGAGAAAGGUAUGCGAGAAAAUACAAAAAAUGUUAUUCUAGCAUGCAGAUGCCUUUGAAACAAAUGUUGAGUGAUGUUAAUGCGUCGAAGGAAUGUGUCACUUAUAAACUCUGUCUUUAGGAAAUGAUGUGAAAGAAAUGCAAUGUAAAAAAAAAGAAAAAGAACGGCGCUCUUCAUAUUUCCGCAAAAUAAUGUACGGAAAAGGAUUAAUAAAGGCAUUGCAAACAUGAAAA